This is a messenger RNA of Morus notabilis, 2550 nucleotides long. RefSeq lists its product as uncharacterized. The record is from RefSeq and is a predicted model, not a curated record. The transcript is spliced from 10 exons. Bases 304 to 2262 code for a protein of 652 amino acids. Lineage: Eukaryota; Viridiplantae; Streptophyta; Magnoliopsida; Rosales; Moraceae.
AUCUCUCUCUCCUCUCUCUCUCAUUCUCUUUCUCUCUCUUGGUUGAUCUGUUACGAGUCGUUUUGACCGGACAAGCUCAGCAGUUGCAGUUUCUUCUUCUUCUUCUUUUUGUUCAUGUUGUUGGUGUUCUUCUUGUGAGUCGUCAAUGUCGUCGAAGUUGUGCAAUUAAUCUCCGCCGUCGGGUCUCGCAGAUUCAGUGCACUGCGUCUUUGAUUCUUCGCGGUCCUGGGAUAAUUCCGAACCCGCGAUUCGAUUCGUCUCCGUAGUUUUCUGGUUCGGUCAUUGCGUUAGGGUUUUCAGAAAAUGAAGUCUCCGCUGGGUAAGCUUCGGAAAUUCUACAAGACCGAUUCCAAGGACAAGAGAGACCUCCAAUCUUCCGCUCAGUUGGAUGAGCUUGCUCAGGCUGCUAAGGACAUGCAAGACAUGCGAAAUUGCUACGACAGCUUACUUUCUGCUGCUGCUGCUACAGCAAACAGUGCAUACGAAUUCUCGGAAUCACUACGGGAAAUGGGAGAUUGUUUACUGGAGAAAACUGCAUUAAAUGAUGAUGAAGAAAGUGGUAGAGUUUUACUAAUGUUGGGGAAAGUACAGUUUGAACUUCAAAAACUUGUUGAUAGCUAUCGUGCUCAUAUAUUUCUGACAAUUACAAAUCCAUCAGAGUCUCUUCUCAAUGAACUUCGGACGGUUGAGGAGAUGAAGCGACAAUGUGAUGAAAAAAGGACUGUAUAUGAGUACAUGGUGGCACAACAAAAAGAAAAGGGCAAGCCGAAAAGUGGGAAAAAUGAAAGUUUCAGUUCACAGCAGCUGCGAGCAGCUCAUGAUGCAUAUGACGAGGAGGCAACUUUAUGUGUUUUCCGUUUGAAAUCUUUAAAGCAGGGGCAGUCCCGGAGUCUUCUCACACAGGCAGCUCGUCAUCACGCGGCACAGUUGAAUUUCUUUCGGAAGGGACUUAAAUCACUUGAAGCUGUUGAGCCACAUGUGAGAUUGGUUACAGAACAGCAGCACAUUGAAUACCAAUUCAGUGGACUUGAAGAUAAUGAUGGAGAAGAUGGUGAGGAUAACGACGAGAAUGGAAAUGAGGCUAAUGAAUGUGGGGAAUUAAGUUUUAAUAAUCAAUCACAUAAACAGGGGCUAGAUGUUAUACCAACAUCAAGGAAUUCAAUGGAGAUGGAUGAAGAUGGUAUUUCAUCUCCCCGAGGUUCAAAGUUGGAAAAUGCAGAGAUGAAUCUAGAUAGAAACCAAGGAGAUCUCAAGCUUUCAGGUAGAGAACCAAGAGUUGGCAGCUACUCAGCCCCAAUUUUCGCAGAGAAGAAGUUUGAUCCAGCUGAGAAAGCUAGACAACUGCAACAAUUUCCUACACGUAAAUCUAACACAUAUGUGCUUCCCACUCCUACUGAUGCAAAGGGUUUUAUGACAGCGAGAAAUAGCAGUUCAGUUCACAAAAAGCCAAGUGGACACACCCAUAACUUGUGGCAUUCUUCCCCGUUGGAAGAAAAGAAGCAUGAAAAAGAUGAUGGUGAUGGACAUAAUACCUUAAAAGCACAAUCGGUACUCAAGGACAGCAAUACUAAAAACUCCAUCCAACUACCUCCGCCUCUUGCUGAGGGACUUGCAUUACCACAGCUUGAUGUAAAUGCAUCUGAUACUAAAAAGAUCAAAAGACAAGCUUCCUCUGGUCCGUUGACUACCAAGCCAUCAUCAACAAAACCCGUCUCAUCUACCAGCGGUCCCAUUGCGUCUACUGAAGUUCCACAGCUGAUGUCCGGAAUGGCAUCGCGUUCACAAAUGCUUCAGUCCUCAUCUCCAAAAAUAUCUCCAAGUGCUUCGCCGCCCCUUGCUUCCUCACCCAGGAUAAGUGAGCUUCACGAGCUUCCUAGGCCCCCUGGUAGUUUAGUUGCUAAGGCAUCAAGAUCUCCUGGUUUAGUUGGUCAUUCUGCUCCGUUGGUCUUAAGAAAUCAAGAGCCUAAUGCUACAAAUAGGAUCAAUACAGCAUCUCCUCUUCCAACUCCACCAUUGUUUGUUCCUCGGAGCUUCUCCAUUCCUUCAAGCAGUCAGAGAGAAAUGGCAUUGCAUGUAGCCAAACAUUUCGAGUCUCCUCAAGUUACAAACAAGGCCGAAGACGUUGUGUCACCUCCUUUAACGCCUAUUUCACUCUCAAACAUGAACUCAGUACCAACUGUUUCUGAAGUGACCUCUCAAUCUAGUCCAAUACAAGGUGAGGAUACCAUAUUCAAAGUAAUUCCUAAAGGUUCUUCAAACUAAAUUUGCUGUGGUGGAUUGUUUGUCACCUCCAUAUGCAUUGCCGCCUGCACCUCUUAAUGGUUCUUAAGUCUUACACUAUCUUAGAUAGUUACUAUAAUUUUACGAUUCAUCAUCGUCAGUAGCAAUUUUAUGUCUUAAUAAUGUUCUGAAAAUUUUAAAGAGUAGUAGAAGUAGAAAAUGGAAAUCAUCUUAGAGUUAAUUAUGUGCUAGUCUCCCUAUGUUUUGUUCCCUUCAAAAACAAAACUAGCAGCUUGGCACGGGUCAUAACGCGGUCAUGCUGAGUUCGAA